AUGGACUCAUUGGACCAUCUCAUCCUCAAAGAGGCACCCCCUUUAGAUCCUGCCUGGCUCGCCUACGAAGAGGAAGUAUCUCUCCAGGCCCCGAAUAGAGCGCAUGCCUCACCACUCGAUCGCCAGCCCGUGUACGCGGAGGAAUGCAGGCAACUGAACGCCCGCAUGCUCACGCCCGGCGCGCCAUGCCACCAUCUCUCACACGUCUCCACGCAGCAAUUGACCACCGCGUCGAGCCUCGACGGCUUUGCCAUCCCGCUACUUCGGUUCUUCGACGACAGCGUUGAACCGGCGUCCAAAGACAAGGGCGUCGUGGUGAUCUAUUACCACGGCGGCGGGCUCUACGUCGGCGAGUCGGACAGCGAGGAGCUCUCCUGCAGGCGGAUCGUCAACGACUUUGCGGGCGCGAUGGUGUACUCGGUGGGGUACAGGCUCAUGCCGGGCUUCCCGGCCUCGACUUGCGUAUCCGACUCGCUAGACGCCUUCGCUCACGUCCGCGCCCUUCAUCCGUCGGCGAAGAAGCUCAUUCUCAUCGGCUCUUCGAGCGGCGGACAGCUCGCGGCCACUGUUUCGCAAGUCGCGCCGCGCGGCAGCUUCCACGGUGUCGUGCUCCGGUGCCCCGUGACCAGCGACGGCGGCAGCUCUCUGGACUUCGUCCCGGAACGUCUCCGGCACGCGUACACCUCCGCCUCGCCGUCCUUCGUCACGAGCCUGCUGGGCGUGUUCGGGCGGGCAGUGCCGAGGGACGGGCUGGGUAGGAUGCCGCUAGAGGCUGGGGCAGAGGAGCUGGGGGGGCUGCCGAGGACGUGGGUUCAGGUGUGCAGCAACGACACGCUGUACUCGGACGGGCUUUGUUACGCGAUGGCGCUGAGGGGGGCCGGGGCCGAGGUUCGGGUCGAGGUCGUGAGGGGGUGGCCGCAUACGUUUUGGCUGAAGGCGCCCGGGUUGGCGAGGGCGGUCGAGGCGGAGAGGGAGAUGGUGGAGGGCCUGAGGUGGGUUCUGGAAAGCUGA
Messenger RNA from Colletotrichum graminicola M1.001, 1011 nucleotides. RefSeq lists its product as uncharacterized. Lineage: Eukaryota; Fungi; Ascomycota; Sordariomycetes; Glomerellales; Glomerellaceae. The record is from RefSeq and is a predicted model, not a curated record. The coding region runs from base 1 to 1011 and encodes 336 amino acids. Gene Ontology annotation, molecular function: hydrolase activity. The transcript has a single exon.